AUGUGCUCCUACGUUCAUCCACAAGAAGUUCCAUACUCGAAUUAUUUCAUGCGUGUUAAAGUCGGGUACUCACAUUUCGUUCGAGCUCGUGUGUCUCCAGGAACUACCUCAGUGUUAGAAACAGAGACCAACAUGCUUGAGCCGCAUUCGGUUCGUCUUCAAUUGUCAAAUCCUUUCCACUCCCUUUUCUUUCUCUUUCCUAUACACCAUAGUCAUGUGUUCUUCGAUGCUUUGGAAUGGCAAUCUGGUACACGAUUAAUCGGGUGCUGUACCAAUCGUAUAGGAAUAAGGCAGUGCCCAUUUGCCACGCCCGUCGAAGCAGGAGUACUUCUUUGGCAAAGUGCUAGUUUUGAUUGUCCUGCAUUGACGGUGAAGAUCAGCUUCAUCUGUGAGAAUUUCGGAGUUGAAGACGGCGAGUGUGGUCUAGACAGUGUACGAUUACACCGGUUAUCGGAUACGUUCCUUCUAGAACCUUGUCAGAAAAACGUCCUAUCAUCCCUCUGA
Molecule: messenger RNA, 504 nt
Organism: Haemonchus placei
Lineage: Eukaryota; Metazoa; Nematoda; Chromadorea; Rhabditida; Trichostrongylidae
Source: the annotation of a GenBank genome assembly